Messenger RNA from Talaromyces marneffei, 2745 nucleotides. RefSeq lists its product as uncharacterized. Gene Ontology annotation, biological process: clathrin-dependent endocytosis; clathrin coat disassembly. The transcript is spliced from 2 exons. The record is from RefSeq and is a predicted model, not a curated record. The coding region runs from base 1 to 2745 and encodes 914 amino acids. NCBI's taxonomy places the organism in Eukaryota, Fungi, Ascomycota, Eurotiomycetes, Eurotiales, Trichocomaceae. Gene Ontology annotation, cellular component: intracellular membrane-bounded organelle; vesicle; cytoplasm. Gene Ontology annotation, molecular function: clathrin binding.
AUGGAUGAUCUCGCCGGCCUGAGCUGGACUCCCAGCUCCAACGAGUCCAACAAACCUCCGCCUAUGAGCUCCGGAUUAAUGAACACAAUGCGCGUCCCCUCUAUCCAACCACGCCCGACGCCGUCGCCAUCAUCAAAUGGAUAUUCUUCCAACCCGCCAUCGAAGCCAGCCACGCCGGCUAAUGACAGCUUUGCGAAUUUGGUAUCUUUUGGAGCAUCUAAUAACAAUAAGAAUCUAUCUCUCCUGGAGCAGCAGAGGAAGCUACAAGAACAAAAAGCCAAGCAAGAAGCCGAAAAGCGGAGCAAGUAUGAGGCACAGUACGGAGGCCGGAAUGCUCAGUUUUGGGAUAAUUUAGAUCAGAAAGGGAGCGCAAGAGUUGCGUCGCCGGCAUCUGCAGCGGCGCGAAUUCCGUCUCCGGACGAGGAUGAUAUAUUAGCUGCAUUCAAUGCAUCGGCGCCUGUGGAUUCUUCUACGAAUUUUCCUAUUCCCUCUGCAUCCACUUCUCGGUCAGCGACGCAGAGUCCAUUGAAUCGGACAAUCGAUGAGCCUGAAAACAACUUGGGGUUUGAUGAUGACGAUGAUCCAUUUGGUUUGGGAACAAUGAAACAAUCUAGGCCGACAGCGGUUCAGCCUUCAGCGCAGGAUAAUGACGAUGAUGAUUUUCUUGGAUUACUUGGGAAGCCUGUGUCUGAAGCGGCGCCUGCUAGAGCCAAAUCAAAGUCCCCAGCCCCAAGCCCUCCAGCGCAAGCCGACGAUCCACGAGACCGCGCCGUGGCUGAGCUAGUCGAUAUGGGAUUUCCGCUAGAAAAAGCCGCGGAGGCUUUACAAAAUACGGAAUCCGGAGUAGACGUGCAGGCUGCAGUUGGCUGGCUCUUGAAUCAAGCACAUUCCGAAUCACGGCAAAAAGCGAGAUCCAAGGCGGGGCUUCCACCUGAAGAGCAACCAUCGCGCAACCGCGAGGAUCAACGACCACGUAGACAAAACGUGCCGUCUUGGAUGAGAGAAGGGGAAACAGAGGGACGUCGAGGUGAUAGCAGAUCCCCGCAUCGUCAGGAGCGAGAUGUCAGUGAAAUGGCUGCUAGCUUUGGUAAUUCGUUAUUCAAAACCGCAAACUCUCUGUGGAAGCAAGGAAGCAAGAAAGUGCAACAGGCUGUGCAGGAGUUUAAUGCUGAUGCAGAUCCCAACCAACCAAAGUGGAUGCGAGAAGCUGCUUCCGCUCGGAGUCUAGAAGAGCGCGGCCCUCGUGCUCCUAAAGUUCCGCAGAAGGAUGUGCGCGGCCCUGUACCUGUACCUGAGCAGCCCGCAAAUAUGACGGAUGAAGCCUUACUUUUGGAGUCGGGUGCCGGCCGACCUGCUCGUAGUGCUCCUCGCAGACCUGGGUCUGUAGAGCCGCGACACCAACCUGCACCUGCACCUUUCACCGAGGGGCCGCCUGAGAGACGGGAGAACAGAAACCCUUUCCGACAACCUCAACCUCAACCACAAUCUCAGCCACAGCCACAGCAACAGCGGCGGCCGCAAGAGUUUGGCAGAGAUAUCAAAACUCAACUCACUCGAGGUGCGUUGGAAGAGCAAUCAGCACAAGCAUAUGUCAGCCCUGCCAGACGGCGGAGACCUCAGCAGCCAACACCGCCAGCAGUCGCCCAGGAUAACAAUAUAGAUCUAUUGGAUAGCUCAAACCCGAAACCCCCCCUUCCUACAAACCCGCCGGCCCAAGCUCCGAUUACACGAGCAUCAAAACCAUCAACACCAAUUCCAUCACGACCAAAAGUUUCUGCGCGCGCAAUCCCUUCAGUCUCGCAAUCGGCACUUUUAUCAUCUCACAAGGACCGUGAGAGCGGAAAUGAUGCAUAUAAGCGAGGAGAUUACGGCGCGGCACACGAAUCUUUUACCAAAGCACUGUCCUAUCUUCCCAAAGAUCAUCCCGUGACGAUACUAGUACUCAGCAAUCGAGCCAUGACUGCAUUAAAGAUCGGCGAGCCUAAAGUAGCCAUCUCCGACGCAGACACGAUUCUCGCAUUCAUCGGGCCUGCGAAGGGCGAAGGGGAAAACAUCGAGCUCGGAAACGGUCAACCCGCAAAGCCAAUGAAAGACUUCUUCGGAAAAGCGCUUAUGCGCAAGGCUGAGGCCCUCGAGCAUCUCGAGAAAUGGGUGGAUGCAGCACAGACAUGGAAACAGGCCGUUGAGGCGGGUCAUGGCGGUAGCACGAGUAUUCAAGGUCGAAAUCGAUGCGAGAAAGCAGCUGGUAUCAGCAAGCCUACCCCUGCUGCCGCCGCCGCACGACCUCCUGCAUCACGUCCUCCUCCCAGAAAACCACAACUCGCCCCUAGGGCAUCCGCCCUAAGCGACCUCUCGAGCACAAAAACAGCCCCCACAGCGGAAGCAGUCACACGCCUCCGCGCCGCAAACGAAGCCGCCGAGCGCGCCGAUGAGGAAAAACUUGCGCUAACGGAUAGCGUCGACGCAAAGAUAAUGGCAUGGCGGGACGGGAAACAAGACAAUCUGCGUGCCUUGUUGGGAAGUCUCGAGAACGUCCUCUGGCCGGAAUCAGGGUGGAAGAAGAUUAACAUGUCUGAGUUGAUCCUUGCGAAUAAGGUCAAGAUUCAGUAUAUGAAGGGGAUUGCGAAGGUGCACCCUGAUAAGAUUCCUACAACCGCUACCACCGAACAACGAAUGAUUGCAGGAGCGGUGUUUAGUACACUCAACGAAGCAUGGGAUAAGUUCCGCCAGGAGAAUAAUCUUUGA